AUUACAAGCGACGUGAAUAGAAGAACCAUUUUCAGACAAUUUUUUGAAACGCAUGAUCUUUGCUCUUGUUGCUCUCAAGCACUGAAGCGAUGGUUGUUCUGCAACGGGCCUGGAUGCUUCGUAUGAAAGCUUGAUGUGGCCAGUAUGAACACCAAACAUUUGAGAUAUGUAGAAUGAGGACAUCUGCAUGGACGAACGGCUGCUAAACAGGGUCUUCAACGAGGCAGCGGCUUCUGAGCAGGCGCUGCAGUCUGCCAAACGGCGAAAGGAGAGCAAAGACAGCGCUGAGAAGGGCGCUGAUGAUGCCAAUCUCGACACCAGUGCUCCCAUGCAGGCCAGUGAUGCCAUCAAGCGCAUCCUGUCUGCAAAGAAGGAGAAAGACUGGUUCAGGCUGCUGGAGCUAGCACCGCCAGAGAUGGAUGCACUGGGGCGCACGGUGUGGGACGUUCCCUCCGCAGAAGUCUCCAAGGCGUACCGUCGGCUGUCGGUGCUGGUGCACCCGGAUAAGAACCCCGGCCCCGAAGCGCGCGAAGCGUUCGAGUGCCUCAACGAAGCGCACCGGCUGCUGCGCAGCCGCGGCCAGCUGGAAGAGGUUCUGAAGGAGCACGCUGACUCAGCGCGCAAGCGCAAGGAAGCUGCCGAGGCAGCUGCCACCCCGGAGGAGCGUGUGGUGCUCUAUGCUGCCAAGAAGGACGCAGCAAAAGAGCUCCAAAAGCGAGAGGGUGAGUCAUUCCAGGCUGAGAUUGUGCGGCAGAUGAGGGAGAAACAGCUGGCGGCCAAGCGCAAGCGAGAGAUCCGCUCCAGCUACAGGCGGGAAGAGGAAGAACAGGACGAGUUUGCAGCGACAGUAGAGGAGGAGAAAGCAGAGAGAGCAGCCAGCGCUGUCAAGAAGCCGGCUGCAAAGAAGAGGGGCGGCAAACCCAGCAUCAUCUUCUGACAGCUGCACUAGUCAAAUCAAGACUGAGAUGCAACUGCAAGGACAGACACAUGGGCCGUAGAUAGGCCCGUAUAUUUUUGGCAGGGAUGCUUCAAACUGAGGCAUGGCAUGGUGCACUGGGUGUUUGGGAAUUUAUUUGCCGUUAACUAACACGGUGGUUCAUCUGUGCAAUGCAUGCAGUGCUCCUACUAGCUAGAACGAAUGACAUGAUCGCAGAACUCAAUGCUGAACUUCAUCUGGAACUUUGGCGAAGUAUUUGUCGGGCAAGCUGUGCAAGUUCGAUUUAAAUACUGAAGGAAGG
Coccomyxa subellipsoidea C-169 is the source of this 1238-nucleotide messenger RNA. RefSeq lists its product as hypothetical. The transcript has 5 exons. The record is from RefSeq and is a predicted model, not a curated record. Bases 188 to 937 code for a protein of 249 amino acids. Lineage: Eukaryota; Viridiplantae; Chlorophyta; Trebouxiophyceae; Coccomyxaceae.